Molecule: messenger RNA, 201 nt
Organism: Diaporthe batatas
Lineage: Eukaryota; Fungi; Ascomycota; Sordariomycetes; Diaporthales; Diaporthaceae
Exons: 2
Coding region: 1-201 (66 amino acids)
Source: RefSeq, a predicted model, not a curated record
AUGCCGGAAGAAGAAGCUGCAGUCCGCCGCAGGAGACAAGGCGAGGACGCCAGGGUAUCCUUCGCUGGGGUGGAGCUAGGUCCAGCGACCGAGACGCGGGAUGGCAGGGCCCAGGAGCUCUGGUCAACAGUAAGCACUUGGCAGGUGACACUAAGUGACCCCGUGCGGACGUGCGAAGAGCGGUUCGGGAAUGCAACCUGA